Molecule: messenger RNA, 1165 nt
Organism: Salmo salar (Atlantic salmon)
Lineage: Eukaryota; Metazoa; Chordata; Actinopteri; Salmoniformes; Salmonidae
Source: RefSeq, a predicted model, not a curated record
AAUCAGCAACGUUGUUUACAAUCACUGACAGGGUCAUAGUUAAUUCGUUCCAACAUGGAGACAUUUCACGGCUAGCAUGCGAGCUAGCUAAGUAGAUGAACAACAUUGAGAAAGACCUUGGUGGAUUGUACUCUACAUAGGAAAUGAAGUGUUCCGUAAUAUAGAUAAGAUAUCGGGAAUUUUUUUUCGUUUAAGAUUAAAUAUGAUGGGAUCGUCGUCUUCACAAAAGCUGUGUAUCCUGUACCUGCUACACCUGGGACAGAGAAUCCCUCAAUGUUUUCAACUGCCAUGGGUGAGACCUUACCUCAGACUAGGAACUAUCUGUAGUAUCACCACUGGACCUGAUUCAGCCACUCCUUGUAGUAUCUCUACCAUUGACCGUAUUGGACCCGAUUCAUCCACUCCUCCUACUCUGAAUACAUCAACCACAGACAGUAGCCAACAGACAGCAACUACAGUCAGUAGCCCUGAGUCUGGCUCUCGCCCCAGUACCUCUGACUCCCCUCCUGCCAAGGCCAAUGGCCCUCCACCCACUCCCACCCACUGCUGUAUGAGCGGUUGUCAUAACUGUGUAUGGAUCGAGCACACAGAACAGCUCCUAGCCUACUACCGUAAUGGAGGGUUGGGGAUAGAAAAGGUCCUGGCUGCUAUUGAGGAGAAUGUCCCGGAUGAGAACCUAAAAGCCUUCCUAAAGAUGGAGAUCAGGAUGAUGAAGAAGUCAAGUUUUUAAGUAUGGCUUUGUGCGGCAGUGAGUGAGCGGGAAUGGGGACAUUGAGGGCAUUUUUAUACUGUGCACUUUAAAAUCACUCCCUCAGAUUUGAGUACUGGUGUGCAUUUUAUCGUAUGAAUUUGUCAAAACUGUCAUUUUACUUGUUCAAGGACAUUUUAACUAGCUUUUGUCAUUAUAAAAUCUUCUUACUUACUAUAGAUUAGGUAUUUUACAUGAGUAGCAUAAAUCAUGUAUUAUCAAUUUAUGUACAGUUGAAGUCGGAAGUUUACAUACACGUUAGCCAAAUACAUUUAAACUCAGUUUUUCACAAUUCCUGACAUUUUAAUCCUAGUAAAAAUUCCCUGUCUUAGGUCAGUCAGGAUCACCACUUUAUUUUAAGAAUGUGAAAUGUCAGAAUAAUAGUAGAGAGAAUGUUUUAUUUCUUACCAUCACAUU